AUGCCUGUGCAUGUUUCGGAAGUGGACGGUACCGGACAUUCAGAAGAAACACGCCUCGUUAAGACUGAGUCUGGACUCUUGGCUCAGAGUUAUAAAGGAGGCUACUUGUGUUACCGAAGUAAAUCCCAUGACGUUAGUAAUAUUUUCUCGCAAAAAGAAGUAGACAAAGAUAUCUCGCAAACCGGAAGAUAA
Molecule: messenger RNA, 192 nt
Organism: Acaulospora morrowiae
Lineage: Eukaryota; Fungi; Glomeromycota; Glomeromycetes; Diversisporales; Acaulosporaceae
Source: the annotation of a GenBank genome assembly